Messenger RNA from Clonostachys solani, 1731 nucleotides. NCBI's taxonomy places the organism in Eukaryota, Fungi, Ascomycota, Sordariomycetes, Hypocreales, Bionectriaceae. The record is from the annotation of a GenBank genome assembly.
AUGGAUUCGACUUCCUACCUUGCCGCUCUCCCCUCCGAGAUCCUGCAGCUCAUCAUCGAGCACACUCAUGCCUCAGGCCACUGGCCUCUUGCACAGACAUGCAAGCAUAUAUACCUCAACUCUCAGCCGAUCCUUGGCCGACAUCGUAAGGCGCACCAGGAGUUCAGGAUCAGCUGCGAUCUCGACCCUAAGACUGUUCCUAACCUUUUAUGGAGUGCCUUAAGCCCGGGCGCAGCCUCGAUUGACGCUUGGCACGUCAGAGAGUUUGAGGUCUGGACUGAUAGGAUAAAUGACGAUCCCUGGGAGGUUGAUGCGGACACUGGCGACCUCUGGGUGGUUGAGGAGAGGGAGCCCUGGUCAUUUCCUGACGAUGACACUGACUACUUCUUAAAUCAACUAUACAAGGUGCCGGAUUUCUUCCCCGAGGACGAUACAUAUUAUGUCCAAGUCCGGGAAGAGCUUAAAACAGGCGCAGAUACCUUCCUCAAAGCCUUCCUGCUGGCCCAUCUGCCACGCAUCCAGGCCCUACGCUAUAUGCGGAGCCCUGAAUCAGAACAGGUGAACUUCAAAAGCCUGUGUCUUAUGAUUUAUUGGUGCAAGCUUGCUGGUAUCUGGCUGCCUGGGCUUGAAGCACUGCAAAAAGUUUACGUGGGUGUAAACUCUCGUCGAAUUGGCGACACCACGAUUGAUGGCAUGAUCUUGCGACCCGAUCCCCCUUCGAGGGAGCUCGAAGAAUUUUGUGCUCUGCUGUGUCUCCCGAACCUAUCUGAAGUAUAUUUUGCCCACUUGGACGGGAAUUCCGAGUUCAGCAGCGAGGUUACGGAUCUCUUCCCAGAUGGCCUUCAGCCCCUGCUUGACAAGACAUCACCAGUCCAAACCAUCAUCAUCGACAAGCUAGAAGCCAGCCUGAGCGAACAACUGAUGGAAUUUAUAACCAAAACCCCAAGCAGCCUCAAAAAUCUCGCCAUCCGGUUCCACCGCUUCAACGAGUACGGUAAUUGCAGAAGGGACGACACCAGUGAUGGUGAACAAAGGUCCCAGGAGCUGACGCAAAAACUCGCCCAGCACCAGCACUCAUCUCUCCAGCGGCUCUGCUUCUACACCGAGGCCGUCCGCGACGGACUAUCGGAUUGGAACUGGGUGGCACCAAGCCAACGUGUCAUGUUUGAGGAUAUCCGCGUGGCCUACUUCUCCUGGAACAUCAUUGAAGAAGAGGUAGCGGGUCGAGCUGCAGCAGUGCGAUCCCGGUCAGAGCUUCUGGACCAACUUCUUCAGGUAUUUCGAUCUCAGUUCCCGGCUACAAUUGAGAUGGUAUGUUUCAACGGAUUCUCUCGAAGUCGCAGUAUCUUCCAAUCUGGGGAGUUCGGUGACCCGUCACUAGAUUAUGUGGAUGAUGCAGUCGAGGCGAUGAUUACAUCAGAGCGAUACAAGAAUCUCAAGGCUGUCCAUUUGCGGGACAUCCAGGCUGAGGCUACACCGGAUGAAACCCCUGACCAUUUCCCCUUCCCCAAGACCAUGAGGGCGGCGGAGGAGCGGGGGGUCUAUGUUCAUGUAAAAGGCAGCAAGCCUCCGUCCUGGUUCAGCUUCAAGGGAGAAUUCAUCCCGAUACCGACAAGAGACUGCAUGGUGACGGGUCAGUUUUUGCCCGAGGAGGAAGACCCCUACCUUGUCCAUUGUGCCUGGGAGGACCAGGGAAUGCCUUUGAACGAAGCAGAGUCUCCCCAAGUAUAA